GUAAGUUUUCCCCAAUUUCCCCAUUUCUCUAUAUCUUGCAUUUCCUUCAUCUGUUAUGUUUUAGAUCUCUGCUGCUUUCUGUGGCUUUUUGGAGAUGUUGGGGGAGAAGGAGAUCAAAAUCAUUGAAUAAUUUGCUAUAUUAAUCAUAAAAUCCAAGAUACAUGCAUUGUAGUCCAGUCCAUUAAUUUCCCUAUGCAAGGACUGAUGGAGAAGAAACCAGGGAUUUACACAUAUGAAGCUCAAUGGCCAAUCUAUGCACUAGCAUGGUCAGUACGCAGUGAUAAGAAAACACGCCUUGCCAUUGGAAGCUUCAUUGAGGAUUACAACAACAAGGUUGAACUCGUUCAAUUCAAUCAAGACACUACUCAUUACUCCAACGAUGCUCGCCUUGUCUUCGACCACCCUUACUCACCCACAAGACUCCUUUUCUUUCCUUCCGAAAGCACAUCAAACCCCGAUCUCGUCGCAACAUCCGGUGACUAUCUAAGGCUUUGGGAGAUUCACGAUGACCGAAUUGAGCUUAAAUCCCUCCUCAACAGUAACAAAACCAGUGAGUUCAACUCACCCAUUACCUCAUUUGAUUGGGCUGAGUUUGAUUGUAGCCGAGUUGCAACUUCCAGCAUAGACACCACAUGUACGAUAUGGGAUAUAGAAAGGGAGAUAGUGGACACUCAAUUGGUGGCACACGAUAAAGAGGUGUACGAUAUCUCUUGGGGAGCUCCUGGUGUGUUUGCUUCAGUUUCAGGGGAUGGUUCAGUUAGAGUGUUUGAUUUGAGGGAUAAAGAGAGGUCAACAAUUAUAUAUGAAAAUACCAAUACUGAGAGUCCUCUGUUACGUUUAGAAUGGAACAGAGCUGAUCUAAGGUUCAUGGCCACGGCUGGGAUGGACAGUAAUAAGGUGGUUGUGUUGGACAUCAGGUUCCCUACUUGCCCGUUAAUGGAGCUCAGAAAGCACAAGGGAAGUGUUAACUCUAUCGCAUGGGCACCGCACACAGGGCGACAACUUUGCUCUGUUGGAGAUGAUGCAAGGGCUCUAUUGUGGGAACUCCCGGCCGGUGGGAUUCGACCGGAGUCCGACGAUGGCCACGUGGAACCUGUAAUGUGGUACAGUUCAGUAGCAGAGAUCAAUCAGGUUACUUGGUCUUCACUUGAUCCAAAUUGGAUUGCAAUUGCAUUCUUGAAUAAAUUACAACUGUUGAGGGUGUGAAUGGAGUUACUAGCUCCAGCCUCCAAGGGAAUCUCUCAA
This is a messenger RNA of Telopea speciosissima, 1245 nucleotides long. RefSeq names its product WD repeat-containing protein LWD2-like. The transcript has 2 exons. Gene Ontology annotation, molecular function: protein binding. Lineage: Eukaryota; Viridiplantae; Streptophyta; Magnoliopsida; Proteales; Proteaceae. The coding region runs from base 193 to 1206 and encodes 337 amino acids. Gene Ontology annotation, cellular component: nucleus. The record is from RefSeq and is a predicted model, not a curated record.